GCAUUCCGGAGCGUGCCAGCCAGCCGACCUUCCCGCGCGCGUUGCUUCGGAGCUGCGAUGCAAAGGGAACGGUCGCCACCGCUCCUCCUCCUCCUCCUUCCUUUCCCACCAUGCCCGGGUGUGUCACGUCUAGACGCGUCCCCCGCUCCCUUUGGAACGUUGCCGGCGCCGGCGUUCGGGCCUUGGAACGUUGCUGGCGCCGGCGUUCGGGCCUUGGAACGUUGCGUCGCCCGGCGUUCGGGCCUUGGAACGUUGCCGGCGCCGGCGUUCGGGCCUUGGAACGUUGCGUCGCCCUGCCUUCGAUACCCCCAGAGCGGCGGAGAGUUCCGCGGUCGGCGUUGGGAUCUUGCGCGCCUUUGAGCGAUCCGCGGCGCUUAAGCCGGUCGAAAUGAGCGACUCCAGCGGCAGCGCGGUCAGCCCGCUCCGUUCCUACCCAACGUUGCCCGUCUGGGUCGUGGAAGACCAUCACGACGUUCUUCCUUUCAUUUACCGAGCCAUUGGUUCAAAGCACCUUCCGACCAGUAACAUCAGCUUUCUCCAUUUGGAUUCCCACCCUGAUCUUCUCAUACCAGUGAACAUGCCUGCAGAUACCGUGUUCGACAAAGACGCUCUGUUUGGUGAGCUAAGUAUUGAAAACUGGAUCAUGCCUGCUGUUUACGCUGGUCAUUUUUCACAAGUGAUAUGGCUGCAUCCAGCUUGGGCUCAACAAAUUGAAGAAGGCAGCCAUCAUUUUUUAGUGGGUAAAGACAUCUCCACUACUACAAUAAGGGUUACAAGCACUGACAAUUACUUUCUUUCCGACGGCCUUUACGUCCCUGCCGGUCAGCUAGAGAACGAGAAGUCCCUACAUCUAACUGUCUGCCUUGUGAAUCCCUCCGAAGCCUCUGACAACGGGGAGGAAAGGCGAGCUCUGCCUUCUGCUAAGAAGCUCAAGUUGAGCGGGGUUGAAGGAGCACCCACUGCUGUGGCCUCUUCGUCAAAGGCCGCUGGUGCCCUCCUCUCCUGCAACUGCGAGGAUGCGCAGACCAAAGGCUUAGAAAAGGCAGUCCCUGUGUAUGAGAAGCCAGACAGCUUCCAGGCGCCCUCUGGGUCCUGCGCCUUUGGGAACCACACGUGCCAGACGACCGAGCUUGUCAAAGACGUUCUCCAAGUGUUGCAAAAGGGGGCUGCUUACGUUUUAGAUAUUGACUUAGAUUUCUUUUCGGUAAAGAAUCCUUUCAAGGAAAUAUACACUCAGGAGGAAUACAAGAUCUUACAAGAACUGUACAGUUUUAAGAAGCCUAACAGCAAUUCAUCAGAGGAAGACUUGCUAGACUGCGUUGAGAAUCGCAUCCACCAGCUCGAAGAUCUAGAAGCAGCUUUUGCCGACUUGUGUGACGAUGACACCGAAGAGAAUCUGAAAAGAUGGGCUUCAAAUCCCGGGAUGAAGUCUCUUGUUCAACUUGUGCAUAGUUUAAAAAAUCGAAUGGGAACCCCUGACUAUGAGAUGGUCCAUCAAGCUGGCCUUACAUGCGAUUACUCGGAAAUUCCUCACCACGUUAGCACCGAACAAGAGAUAGAGGGUCUCGUACAGUCUGUCAAAGAUGUUUUGAGAAGCUUGCCGAAGCCGACUCUUGUGACAAUAGCCCGGUCUAGCUUGGAUGACUACUGUCCUGCAGAGCAAGUUGAGCUCAUACAAGAAAAGGUCUUGAAUGUGCUGCGCUCGACAUAUGGGACGUUGGAUGUUCACUUAGAGUACUUGGAAAAUGCGUGUCCCACCGGAACGGAUUCUUCCACCACGAUCUGAUCAAUGCAGCUGUAGUCGUAGAUGCCAAAGUGUGAUGUGGCGAAAGUGCUUUUUCUCUCUCUCUGCAGAAUGGCAUCCUUAUAGAAUCAAAGGCUUUCUGUGAGGCUGGACUGUGUUUUUUUCGCUCAGUGACACUCGCCACCUAGACUCCUUUUUCUUUUCUUUUUCUAAAGAGAAGCGUUCUGUUGCUGUUGUUACUUUUUUAUUCCUUAUAGAUUUGCUUAUAAGAAGAUGAAAAAAAUGCCCAGGAAAUCGCUCUUCCUGUAUUUCUGCAGGUGUCUUUCUACAAACAAACAUUUGAGGAAGAGAUCUCAGCUUUUACUCUAGCAUCAUUGGGUUGAUUUCUUAGUUCAUUCUUGAAAAUCUUGCUAGAAGAUUUGCAUUUUGCUUUCAAACAUUGACUAUCCUGGCUGUGUCCUUUGUUCCUUCUAUACAUCAUCAUCAUCAUCAUUUAAAAAUCACAUUUGUAUCCCACCAACAGGGUGGCCUUCAAGGGGUUGUCCCAUUUUUACUCUUCCACCAAGACCCCAGUGGUGUAAGUUAGGUUGAAAUAUUAUGACUCUUCCCAAUCUAAGUUUAGCAUUGUACCCACUAGAGCACACUGGGUUAUAUCUUGAGUUUUUUAAGGUGCCUGACAGCAUGUGUGUGUGUGUGUGUGUGUGUGUGUGUGUGUGUGCGCGCACACAGAGAGUAUGGGGGGAUUUUUUUUUCCUGGAACCCUGAGCAUUCUUGCCAAGAAGCAAGCCCCUAAUAAACUUAGUGCAGUGUACUUCCGCAUAAAUCUAUUUGGGACUGGGCUGCAUAGCAAAGAUUGCGAGGGUGUACUUUUAAAACUUUGCUUUGUUUGUGACUAAGAUGUAUGAUUUUAUUGUUGAAGCGUAGAAGUUAAGAUCAGGCAAAUGCCUGUUUUAAAAAAAUGGUUACUACCCCUGUGUCUUUAAAAGUGUGGCCCCUCCUCACUGGGGCCUCCAAUGGGGGUGGGGAAAAGUGUGGCACGGAAAGCUUUAUUUCCUGCGUUCAUAGAGAUAAGUGGCAGGAAAGUCCCACCCCCUCGAUAAUUGUGAGUUGCAGGCUCCCAUAAAAAGCACAAAGUGGGUGGUGUUUUUUGUUUCUGUUCUUUAAGAGAACUGGCAACUCUACAAUAAAGUCCCGGACGUUUCUUGUGA
Molecule: messenger RNA, 2952 nt
Organism: Elgaria multicarinata webbii
Lineage: Eukaryota; Metazoa; Chordata; Lepidosauria; Squamata; Anguidae
Gene: C7H5orf22
Product: chromosome 7 C5orf22 homolog
Exons: 9
Coding region: 389-1786 (465 amino acids)
Source: RefSeq, a predicted model, not a curated record